UUUUUUCUAAUCAUACUAACCCGUUUAUACUGUUGUUCUACCUACCCCCUACCACCUACGCGAUUUACGACUUGCCAUGACCUUUAUUGGGAUGUUUUUUUGUGUGUCUUGCGUUAGUCGUUUAUCUUCGCCCCCCCUGCAAGUCUUCCAAUCUGGAGUUAUUGGCGCUCGCUGAUGGCAUCAGAAUACACCGCCCAGAAAGCUUCAGAUAUCGAAGAACGUCUCCGUCGCCUUAUUUUGCUAAUAGCUUGAGCAGUUUUUCUGUCCCCGAGCUGCCUUCUAACACGUCAAUCGUCUGUCUUUAUCCCUGAUCCACGUAAAACCAACCAUGGCGGAAGAUAUUCCCCCGACUCAGUCUCAAGCUCAAUCAGAGGUCAAGCCAGAGGGUGACAAUUCCCCCAUCAACGUGAAGGUUGUUAGCUCUACGGGAGACGAAGUCUUCUUCAAAAUCAAGCGUAACACGAAAUUGAGCAAACUGCAAGGCGCCUAUGCAAAUAAAGUAGGCAAGGAUGUGGCUAGUAUCCGUUUCCUGUACGAUGGUAGCAGGAUAAACGAAGAUGAUACGCCAGCCAGCCUGGACAUGGAAGACAACGGUGAGAGCGUUAUCUCUUUCGAAUUUUGGGACUCCGAAAUGACCCCUAUCAUAACAGACACAAUCGACGUUAUGGUAGAACAGGUUGGAGGAUCGAGAUUGCAUGUGUAUCAGUAUCGUCGCUGCCAAUAGUUGUAUUUUUGUUUUUAGUACUUGACAUAUGCUUUUUGGACACCGUGCCAAUAAUCAAACUCCUCCAUUGGACGAAGUGGUUCCCU
Molecule: messenger RNA, 810 nt
Organism: Pisolithus orientalis
Lineage: Eukaryota; Fungi; Basidiomycota; Agaricomycetes; Boletales; Pisolithaceae
Product: ubiquitin-related domain-containing protein
Exons: 5
Coding region: 329-724 (131 amino acids)
Biological process (GO): protein sumoylation
Cellular component (GO): septin ring; nucleus
Molecular function (GO): protein tag activity; ubiquitin-like protein ligase binding
Source: RefSeq, a predicted model, not a curated record